AUGCCGACCAAUCCUUCUACUGCUGCUUCUACUGCAUCCACGUCUGCAAAGACUGCAUUGGUUGCUACUGCUAAAUCAUCUCCACUGGACGUGCUGUUUCAAGAUGAUCCAUACUUGGAACAUCAACGAUCUGCUCUUGAACACAGGCAUUCGCUUUUCCAGGCCGCAUUAACCAAGAUUGAUCAAACUGAGGGUGGAAUUGCUCAGUUUUCAUCCGGCACUAAUAGGUUUGGCUUUAAUGUGUCAAGUACUGCCAUCACCUAUCGUGAAUGGGCACCAGGCGUCAAGGCUGCAUUCCUUACUGGUGAAUUCAAUCAAUGGAAUCGAGAUUCCCAUCCAAUGAAGGUCGACUCGUAUGGUGUAUGGGAGAUUGUGUUACCCCACAAAAAAGAUGGAUCUCCAAGCAUCCAGCACAACACCAAAGUCAAGUUGUCCAUGAUCAAGCAUGAUGGACAACGCAUUGAACGCAUUCCUGCGUGGAUCCAUCGUGCUACUCAAGAUCUAUCUGUUAGUCCCGUUUAUGAAAGUGUAUUUUGGAAUCCUCCACAAAAAUACCAGUUUCGUCACCCACGUCCCGCUCGCCCCACAUCUCUACGAAUCUAUGAAGCCCAUGUUGGCAUUGCUUCUCCCCAUGGUCGUGUUGCUACAUACAAGGAAUUCACUCGCGAUGUUCUUCCUAGAAUCGCCAAUGUUGGUUACAAUACAAUUCAGCUUAUGGCAAUCAUGGAACAUCCUUACUAUGCCAGUUUUGGUUAUCAGGUCACUAAUUUUUUUGCUCCAACAAGUCGCUGUGGUUCACCUGAAGAUCUGAUGGAACUUAUUGAUACUGCACACUCACUUGGAAUUAUUGUCUUGCUUGAUGUGGUGCAUUCUCACGCAUCUGACAAUAUUUUGGACGGUAUUAAUCAAUUUGAUGGAACUGAUCACCACUACUUUCACGAAGGCAGUCGUGGUCGUCAUGAACUAUGGGGAAGCCGUCUGUUCAACUACGGCCACCACGAGGUUCUUCGGUUUCUGCUUUCAAAUCUUAGAUACUGGAUGGACAAUUACAAAUUUGAUGGAUUUCGAUUUGAUGGUGUAACAAGUAUGCUGUAUCUUCAUCACGGUAUUGGAACUGGGUUUAGCGGAAAUUAUCAUGAAUACUUUGGAGACAGCGUGGACAUGGAGGCUGUUUUAUACUUGAUGCUGGCCAAUCAUCUUGUGCAUAGCUUGAAUCCAGCUGCAAUUACCAUUGCUGAGGAUGUGUCGGGUAUGCCUACGCUAUGCCGGCCUGUAUCGGAAGGUGGUGUCGGGUUUGAUUAUAGACUAAGCAUGGCAAUUCCAGACAUGUGGAUCAAGACACUCAAGGAGAAAACUGAUGAUCAAUGGGAAAUGGGAAAUAUUGUCUUUACUUUGACCAAUAGGCGAUGGAAGGAACCUGCUAUUGCAUAUGCAGAGAGUCACGAUCAAGCUCUUGUCGGUGACAAGACGUUGGCUUUUUGGCUUAUGGAUAAGGAGAUGUAUGACUUUAUGUCGGACCUAUCGCCCAUGACGCCUAUUAUUGAUCGCGGCUUGGCUUUGCACAAAUUGAUUCGAAUGAUUACGUAUGCUCUAGGUGGCGAAGGAUAUCUUACAUUUAUGGGCAAUGAAUUUGGACACCCCGAGUGGCUAGACUUUCCAAGGGAAGGUAACGGUAGCAGCUUCCAUUAUGCUCGUCGACAGUAUAAUCUUGUAGAUGACCCGCUACUUCGAUUCAGAUAUCUCAACAAUUGGGAGCGUGCAAUGCAUCAGCUGGAGUCACAGUAUGAUUGGCUUAGCUCUGGACAGUUUGUGAGUCUCAAAAAUGAGGGUGACAAGGUGAUUGUAUUUGAGCGAGGAAACCUUCUUUGGAUCUUCAAUUUCCAUCCAACGCAGAGCUUUGCCGACUAUCGUGUUGGUACGAUAUGGAACACCACACACAGUGUUGCAUUGCAUUCUGAUCGUCCAGAGUUUGGUGGACACUCACGUAUCGCUGAAGAUUGCCAAUAUAUUCCUACUAAAGAAACAUGGAAUGGGCGUCCCAACUGGAUUCAGGUCUACAUUCCCUCGCGUACAGUUUUGAUCCUCAAGCACGAGUGA
Molecule: messenger RNA, 2097 nt
Organism: Batrachochytrium dendrobatidis JAM81
Lineage: Eukaryota; Fungi; Chytridiomycota; Chytridiomycetes; Rhizophydiales
Product: 1,4-alpha-glucan branching enzyme
Exons: 14
Coding region: 1-2097 (698 amino acids)
Biological process (GO): glycogen biosynthetic process
Cellular component (GO): cytoplasm
Molecular function (GO): cation binding; 1,4-alpha-glucan branching enzyme activity; hydrolase activity, hydrolyzing O-glycosyl compounds
Source: RefSeq, a predicted model, not a curated record